AUGACGGAAACGGGGAUACUGUCCGUUUCGGCUGACUCUAAAAAUGGGUUAGUGGAUGGAAUGGAGGAAGAACGUACUGUUCACUAUUCCGUGAUGGAAGAGCUUCCUCAGGGUAAUCUGCAUUUGAGUUUUCGCGGAAUCGUUGAUGUUGUAUGCCAAAGAACAGUGGUUUUGGUUGUUCUUUUGUUAAUUCAGUCACUAUCUCAGUUUGUACUUGGGAUGUACGAGGGACUCAUCUCUCGUCAUGUCAUGAUUCCCAUGUUUCUUACAAUGAUUAUAGGGGCCGGAGGCAAUGCAGGAAAUCAGUCGGCUGUACGAUGCAUCACUGGCUUGACGACGCGCGAAUUUAGACGACGUGACUUUCUUAUAGUGCUUAGAAAAGAAUUUGUUUGCGGCCUCAUUAUUUCCUUACUGCUAACCGUAGUUGGUUUUGCUAGGGUGUACUACUUCUACUGGUCCCAGUUCUAUUCAACAAUUGCGAUAUCCAUGUCACUGUUUUGUGUCUUGAUGAUUUCUGCCCUAUUCGGCACAACACUACCUUUUUUCUUUCAGUUUGUGGGUAUAAAUAGGGAGCAUGCAGCACCUUGCAUUCAGGUGUUAAUGGACAUUGUGGGUGUUUUUAUUACAUGUUUCUUGUGCUCGCUCGUUAUUCCCGCGAGUGAGGGCAGCAUUGGCAACGGCGUAAAGUGA
This is a messenger RNA of Trypanosoma rangeli, 690 nucleotides long. Its product is annotated as Mg++ transporter. Gene Ontology annotation, biological process: monoatomic cation transport. Lineage: Eukaryota; Euglenozoa; Kinetoplastea; Trypanosomatida; Trypanosomatidae. The record is from RefSeq and is a predicted model, not a curated record. Bases 1 to 690 code for a protein of 229 amino acids. The transcript has a single exon. Gene Ontology annotation, molecular function: monoatomic cation transmembrane transporter activity.